AUGGCAGCUCCAGUCAAUUCCGGAUACCUUCAGACCAACGACCCCACUAAGCCUCGCUCCGACGCUGCAGUGCCCUUUCGCGAUAUCAUUCCUGCGCCGACACAUCCUCGAAUUGCGGGAAUAGUAGAUCACGAUGCAUUGAGUUGGUGCGAGUCGCGCAGGCAGAUUGAAGCUCCAGCUUGGCUGAUCAAUCGUCUGGAGAAGAAGAAUCUGGAGAGACCAUAUAAGGGCUUCACUUCAGAUGGAAAGGUCAGAGAGGGGCUAUAUGAAUAUGCUGAGGAUGAGGGAGCCCCAACUGAGGAGGCAAUUGCGAAAACGGAAGCAUUGAUGAAGAUUCUGAGUGAGGAGCAAAAGAAAGCUGUUCAUUGUGGGGAUGUGACAGAUGAUGAGUUCAGAUUAUGGUCAAAUCCUGAACUCUACAUGAACCCAGGUGGACUCCGCCUCGACGAAUGCUCCUCGGAAAUCCAAACCGCAAUCCACGCAAUCCUCAAAGCUUCCUCCUCGAAACAAGGUUACGAAAAGAUUCUUGGUUGUUGCCUCACAAACGACUUCCUAGGCCAUCUCGUGAACGGCAAGAAGAUUCUAAACGAACAUUCCUACAACUUCCGGCUCUUUGGCACACCAUCUCUUAACUCGCCGUGGGGCUAUACAUUCUUUGGACAUCACUUGUGUCUCAAUGUCGUGUUCUUGGGAAAGAGAAUGGUCAUUGGACCAACCUUUAUGGGUGCUGAGCCAGAUCGAAUUGACGAGGGACCACACGCUGGGCUGAGAUUGUUCAGGACUGAGGAAUUGGAGAGCUUGAAGCUGAUGCAAGGACUGCCAAAAGAAUUGCAGGAAAAAGCUACUCUGAGCAAGGGCAUGGACGGAAAUAGUCUGCCAGCUGAUAGAUGGAAUCCUUUUGAUGAAAGGCAUCUAGCUGGUGCGAGACAGGACAAUAGGAUUGUGCCAUUCGAGGGCUGCCCAGUCUCCGAAUUCCCCGCAGAUAAGCAAGAGUCAAUCAUCAACCUCUUCCUCGCCUUCAACGAAUACUAUCCCGAAUCAGUUCUGCAGCACCGAUUAGCACUUUUCAAGAAACAUCUCCCAGAAACAUAUUUUGCCUGGAUUGGAGAAUUUGGUGACGAGGAUCCGUACUACUACCGAAUACAUAGUCCGGUAGGAUUCAUGGAAUUGGAUUUCCAUUGCGGAAUUUUCUUGACCAACACAACUCCAGCGAGAUGCCAUAUCCACACGACGAACCGACUUCCGAACAGGGGCGAUUAUGGAAGAGCAUUGAUAGGAGCUUGA
Messenger RNA from Mollisia scopiformis, 1284 nucleotides. RefSeq lists its product as uncharacterized. The record is from RefSeq and is a predicted model, not a curated record. The coding region runs from base 1 to 1284 and encodes 427 amino acids. The transcript is spliced from 4 exons. Lineage: Eukaryota; Fungi; Ascomycota; Leotiomycetes; Helotiales; Mollisiaceae.